Messenger RNA from Geodia barretti, 703 nucleotides. Lineage: Eukaryota; Metazoa; Porifera; Demospongiae; Tetractinellida; Geodiidae. The record is from the annotation of a GenBank genome assembly.
CGUUUACACACCCCCGCACCACAACACCGGAAGACGGUGAAUAGCAUUUGGGCUGGGACGUCUCGCUGCUGCAGUUACUAAACAAAUCCCACGGUUCUUUAGGAGUCGUGGGAAAUGGCCGUGGCCAACGACGGCACCUACGACACUCUGAAGCGAGCACCCAGCUACUCAGGCUCCUACACUGUCUCCCUGUCAGGAGAUAGUGCCUUCUCUAUUGAAGACCUCGGCUCCGUGGACAUAGAUGCCAUUGUCAACAAGAGAUGGGUCCUGGAUGAAGUCAUAGGCCAACUCCAGUCUCGUCUGGCCAUACUAUCAGGAGGGGAGGGACAGGAGAGGUGGACCAAUCAUAACCCUGUAUGCCACCGAGGCGGCUGACCUUCGACCUUUCAACCUGGGCAAGAUUCUGUCCUACCUCAGCAAAGUCCCCGAUGAGGCCAGUCCAAGGAUCAAGGGUUCACGUAUGCGCGCAUGCCCAGACGUCUAGCGUGGACUGUCGACCUGAAACAUGCAUGCAAGAGUCUCCAACUGGACGUCGUUGUGAGCAUAUCCACGCAGCUAUCUCAUCGUCAAAACCGAGGUCGUUCUGGCAGAGACAGAAAGAACCGGAGUGAACGUCUCUCUCAAGAAGGGAAAAUACGGCUCUUUUCCUGUGAGUUUAUAGGACUGUCCCUUCUCUCUUUGUUUCAAUUGUUUUUCCAUGCAU